UUGGAUCUAGAGGAGCAAAUGCUUCGUGGCCUUAGGCCUGAAGGAUGUCGGACUUACGGGCCCACUGUUGAGUUUCUGUCAGGUACCUUCCAACGACCAGUUAACUUUUUUGGCGUUCCAUUGCAAUCAAAGGACGAUACUUUAUUCGAGAUUACUCGGUCAGAAAAUUUGGAAUCUAAAUCUUUAUUUGCUCCAGAGCGCUUUAAUUUAUAUUCGGAGAGGAACGAAGGUGGUGAACCAAAUACUUUCAGUCAGAAGAUCAGUCCAUCUAAUUGGAUAGUCGACCCUCGAGAAUUUAGACCUCUAUCUGCUCGAGUCACUUUGGCUAUUCACAACCUUCAAGUGCAUCUACCAAUGGCUUAUAUUUAG
This is a messenger RNA of Protopolystoma xenopodis, 369 nucleotides long. The record is from the annotation of a GenBank genome assembly. NCBI's taxonomy places the organism in Eukaryota, Metazoa, Platyhelminthes, Monogenea, Polystomatidea, Polystomatidae.